This is a messenger RNA of Cinara cedri, 6618 nucleotides long. The record is from the annotation of a GenBank genome assembly. Lineage: Eukaryota; Metazoa; Arthropoda; Insecta; Hemiptera; Aphididae.
GUUGUUGUCUUUCCUUCACCCCCUCCUCAAAAUUGUACAUUUCCCACCAUCACAGUUACGUGUGUUGUAUUAACAAUUUUGUACAUUAACAAAUUACAAAUAACCAUUUUAAUACCGCAAUUGCAGUUUUUUUUUUAACCCGACAUCGACAUCCCCAUCAAUGUUGUUAUUACGUUGUCAUAUUGUUGAUAUUUGACGCAUUAUUCCCUUUUAUCAAUACGGCACUUAUCCGUACUACACUUGCACACGACACUCGCUGACCGUUUUUCAAUUACGACAACAAUCGUCGUUUUCCCCACACAUUCAGACACAUAGAUACAAUACAACUUAAGCUCUAUGUUACUAUGUUACUAUAGUACGAAAAAUGUGUACAGCUUGCAGACGUUGGACCGCCGCCGCCGCGUCGUUCCGUACGUUCAGUUGGAAAAAUGUGACACUAUAGUAGUAGAGACGUGACUAUACGUCUCCGAUUCACUAUUCGACAGCCGCCGUCACUGUCACCAUUGUUGGUGAGUAAAAAUUGGCGUUCAUGUUUUACUUGUCCCUUCGUCUUCGUUUGUAUCUCGUUACGACUCCAGAGUUUACUUUCUUACUACUCUAUGUAGCGUGUGCCUGUGUAAUUGUGUAAUGGGGAUUUACCCUGCGAGACGAAAACAAUCAUGAGAUGAAGUUUUGAAAGAAAUGUCAAACAAAUGAAAACAAAAAUAAAGUAUUGACUACUUAUAUUUACUAUACCUGUAUUUUAAUUUUUACAAUAAAUAGCAAUACAGUUUCGAUCUAAAAUAUGUUGUAUAGGUACAAAUUUUAAAUAUCUAAAUUUAUAUGCUGUUUUAAAUUUUAAUCAAUCAUUUUUUGUAAGCAAUAGGUAUUCUUUAUAAAUGAUAUUGCUUCAUAAUAAUCAUAUUAACUAAACUACCAUAUUAUUCUAAGUUUUUAACUUCAAAAUAUCAAGAAUAUAUUUUUAUUACUUAUUAUAUAAUGAUAUUUGUUGAAAACCAAUUUAAUUGAAUUACUUUAUCAACUAAUCUGUGCACUUUAUAGCUUUAUGUGUCAAAAUAACUAAUGUUUGUAAAUAACAUUUUUUAAUUAGGUCAUAAAGUAGGUAUCUACUGAGUUAACUAUUAUUAUUUGUGAUAACUCAUAAUUAAUUUUAAUAUACUUGAAGUAAAUUAACACUACAUUUUCUAUUCAACUAAGUUAAAGACAACUAAAAGUAAGUGGCUAAUGUAUUUGCCUAAAUUAAAUAAUAUAAGUUAUAUUGUAAUAUAUUAUGAUUUAACAUUGGUGCCUAUUGGUUUAUCAUUAAAAAUAUCUACUAGGUUUAAGUGUGUAUGUAAUUCUGCACUUAUAGAUAUUUAUGUUUAACAUUGUGCUGUUAAAUUAAUCUGUUAUGUAUAUUUACUGGAAUACCUAAGUAUCCAAUUUAGAAUAUAAUAAUUCUAGUGGUGAUCAAUUUAAUAUUUACUAUUUAGUAUUGUUUGUAUAUUAAACAUUUACCAUUUUUAGAACAGAUUUUUUUUUUAAAUUGUGUUCAAUUUUAUUUCCUACAAUUUUACUGGUUAAGAUUUGAAAAUGUAAUUCAAAAUAAAUACAUGUAUUAUACUAUAUUCCAACUAAUUUAAUAUAGUUAUAUUAAUAAUAUCUCAAAAAAAAACAACUUAAUUUUAAUUUUUAAAUAAUAAUCACUUAUUUACUAUGCUCAAUACAUUUAAACAUUUUUUAUAUACAAGCACUUAAAAUUUAUGAGUAAUUGAAUGAAAUUUUGUGUGGUAUCUAAAUAAUAAUUGCUAAUAACUUAGUGAUCAAUUUAUAGAGUUUUUUAGAAACACAAAAUUUUAUUUAAUAUAUUAACGAACAAAAUGUCAUCAUAAUGCAAUACUAAUUAAUAUACCUAUGCAAUGCAAAUCUUUAAUCAUACUAUCUAUAUAAUAAUUAAUUACUUUGCCAUUCUCAUACAUACCCUGAUAUUAUAAUUGCUCAAUUAAGAUAAUCCCUACUAAAACUUCAUUAUUCAUUUGUCAAAUCUAAUUUUGCAUAUACCUAUGCAAAAUUGUCUAAAAAUGAGUUGGUUCAACAAUUGAUUACUUGUAUAUUACUUAUUAGAUUAAUUAUUAUCAUAAUUUUUUGUUCGACAGGUGAUUUGAAUAAAAUUAUUCCAAUAUCAAUUAUGGACAAUGAUAUAUUAGAUGAACGAUCAAGGGAAUUUUUAGAAACUGCAGAUCAAUACAUUACUGAACAUGGACACCAACAUGUAUCUGAAGAAGAUAAUAAACAACUUGUUGGGGGCCAACAUAACUUGCCUGAAGAAUUUCGAAUUGGUUAAUUUACACACUAAUUUUUAAAAUAAAAUAGAUAUAAUAACAUUUAUAAUUUAUUUUAAGAUGAAAACGGAGAAUUGUCCCAUCAUAAUACUGGAUAUUAUGAUACGAGUGAUAUGUUAACGGGUGAUGGGUCUUCAACACUCACUGAAGAUGAUCAACGAUUAGCCAAUGAAUUAGCUGCUGAACUUGCCCAACAGAACAAAUCUCUUGUUGAUGAUGGCCACCACGAUACUCAUCUCAUGACCAGCUAUUUGUACAGUACUGACUUUGAUUUAAAUACAAAUAGUAAACAUUCAUCACAAUCUUCAAGUCAUAUCAAUAAUCAACAGGUUUUGUACAUUUAUUUGCUUUAACAAAUAUAUUUAUCCAUGUACAUACUAAAAUACCUACAGAAGGCGCGUUGCCAAAACAGUUUCAUUUCGCAGCCAAAACGGCUAUACGACUGAGUGGAUCGUCAACAGCCAUACACAUUAUCAAUUCUAGUUUGUGCCGCCAUAGAUGCUAGACUGUUUUAGCAACGUGUAAAAUGUACCUAUAAACUUAAAAUCUUACUGAAUUUAUAAUGGAAAUCAAAUAUUUAUAAUUUUAUUUUAAUGCAAUAUACAAUUUUUGGCAUUCAAAUUUAACUACUUAUUAAUAAUAAAAUAAAUUGCAAUCAUGGUCGAUUAACAAUGUGGGCAUAUCAACAGGGGUAGAAAAAAAUGAAUAAGUUAUAUAAAAUACAUAAUCCUCUUAUCUGUUUAACUUAAUUGGGUAUUAUAGUGUUAUAAAACAAAAAAAUGUAACAUUUUUUAAAAUAUAUUUAUUAAUAUAGGUAUUUUUAGUUUUUUCCAAACAAAAUUAAUGUAUUUAUCCAGCUAAUCAUGUAGUCUACUAUUGAAUAUUACAGUCAGUAUUAUAGAUAUUAGAAAGUGAAAUAUAGGUAGUGCAUAGAGUUAUUUUUUCAUGUUAUAAUUUUUAAGAAAAUAUCAAAAUUUUAAAACUAAACAAAAGUAACAUCAAAAUUUCAUAUAAAGGUUUUUUAAUACCUAAAAAAAAAAGUGUUUAUUACUAUUAGAAACUAGAAUUAUUUUAAAAUAACAAUACAUUUUUUUUUUAUUCCCCAAAUAUACUAAUAUUGUUUUGAAAACAUGUAAAUGAACAUUAUGUAAACAAAAAAAAACUGUUGUAGGUGGAAAACUAAGAAGGUAGGAUAUAGACAGGAAUUUAAUGUAUAUUUGUAAGCAACAAUUAACCAUUGCUAACGAAAAACGAUUCUGAGCAGAGUUUGGUUGAUAGUGUUGCUUUGUUAACAAUAUAUAUGAAUAUUUUGAUAAAAUAAUUACAUAUGCAUUAAACAUUUUUUCUAAUAAUAUUUGUUAAAUAUUGUAUUUACUUUCCUGGUUUUUAUCAUGCUUUUCUCAUUAAUCGGGAAAAUCAAAAAAAUGACCUCUAUAAAGUACCUCCUCAGUCAGAUUUCCCUUUACAAAAAUCAUUGAAAAUCAGAGAAAAAUUGCUGAUAAAAAAGUUGGCCACAAAAAAAAACCAUUGUAAAAUCAUAAGCUUCUUCACUCCACUUAAAAUCUAAAAUGAUUUAAGUAAGUUCUAGCAGCAGCCCUUGAUAUAAUCCUACUGAUCGGUAAGUCGAACUUUCUCUCUAUUUGGUACAAAAAAGUUGUUAUAAAUUAAUGGAGAUUUCUUUUUUCUUUUUCUUUUUUACCUUUAAAUUCAACUAUAAAUAAUGUUUUUUUUUUUUUUUUGUUUUUUAUAGCUUAUUAAUUCAGAGAGUUUAUUAGAAGUUGAAGCUUCAGAAUCUGAUUAUCAUGCAGAAAUACAAAAUAAUUUACCGCACAAAAAACGAUUUCGUAAACGAGAAUCUGUUCCAACUCCAAUGAGAAGUAUUCAUCCAAAGUGUUACAAAUGUAAACAAUGUGGUGAACAAUUUAAUUCUCAAUCCGCAUUUACUGUAAUUAUUAUUUUUAUGUUUAUGAUUUUAUAAAAUUAAUAUAUAUGUUUAAAUAAACCAUAUAAAUGUAUAGGUACAUAGAGCAAUUCAUACACCUAAAAAAGUUGGUAGUCGAAUGCCAUUUUUAUGUGAGAUUUGUGAUAAACAUUUUACACAUCAAAUAAAAUUUUUUGAACACUUAAAAUUUCACUACGAACCUCAGCAAAGCAAAGUGAUUGUGGUUACCACAGACUCUGGUACUUCUCCGCAUCAUGUUAACUAUCAAAAUCAUGGAACUCAAGAAACAGCAAAUAAUGAAAAUCACUAUAUUGAAGACCAACCAGAACUCCAUGAUCUUCCUCCACUUCAAAGUUAUAGAGUAUGAAAAUAUAAAACAAAAUAUGAAAUAAAAAUUAUAAUGUUUCUUUUGUAUUCCGUCUAGUUAUCUGAUGAAAGUAUGGAAGAUGAUAAACAUUGUAUAUUUUCAUCUGAUGGGUCUAUAUUGGCUGCAACACUUCAGCAACCAUUUCCUACUUGUCACUUAUGUGGUCGGAAUUUCCGUCGUUUAAAAGCUUUGGAAAUUCAUAUGGCUUCUGUACAUCCCCAACCAGCAACUGUUACUGUUAAACAAGACUGUCUAGAAGAAUUUUCUGACCCAGAAGAUUUAAUGGAAGGCAUUCGUCAUAUGGUACCUGGUGUUGCUGACACUGAAUCUGAAACUGAUGAAAAACAUCCAAUACAAGAGUAAGUAUGGUCUAAUUGUAAUUAAUAUUUAUUUAAUAUAGUCUUAAAUUAUUUGUAGUUGGGAGUACAGUGGUGAAAGCAAUACAAACCAUGAAGAUACUAUGAUUAAACCAAAACUAGAAGAAAAUAAUGACUUAUUAAAUGAAAACGAUAAUGUUGAUAAUAGUAGAGCUGAACACACGUGGGAAGAUGAUACAGAUGAAUUGGAACAAAUAAUGAAGAAAAAUAUAUCAAAAAAUCUUGUUUGUACCCAAUGUAAAAGAAAGUUUAAUCAUCGAAAUUCAUUACUAUAUCAUUUAAGAUCACACUCUGGUAAACGACCACAUAGUUGUAAAUUAUGUCCUAAGAGUUUCUUCUCAAGUAGUGCUCUUAAGGUGUUUUAUUCAAUUAUAUUUGUUCAUAUAAAAGUGUAGUUAAACAAUUUAUUGAAAGCUAUUUAUAAUUUUCAGGUACAUAAUAGGCUACAUACUGGUGAUAAGCCAUUUGAAUGUGAAUGGUGUGGAAGAAAUUUUCGACAAUGGGGUGAUCUGAAGUAUCAUAUUGCUUCAUUGCACUCUGAAUCUAAACAGUUUCAAUGUGAAUUUUGUGGUAAAGAUUUUGCACGGAAAUAUUCAUUAAUUGUUCAUCGACGAAUACAUACAGGGGAAAAAAAUUAUGUAUGUGAAUUUUGUAAAAAAACAUUUCGGGCUUCUUCUUACUUGCAAAAUCAUCGCCGCAUUCACACAGGUAUGACAAUGUUCAUAAGAUUAAUUUGAAAGAAUAAUAAUUGUUUUUUUUUUAGGUGAAAAACCUUAUAAAUGUGAAACUUGUGGUAAAGCAUUUAGAGUACGCUCAGACAUGCGUCGACAUACUGUUGUACAUAGGAAAGACGCCGUUAACUCUGUUCAAAUUAAUAGCUAUGCGGGUCAAGUAAGUGGUAUUGUCUCUUCUUCAGAUAUAAGUAUUCAUUUAACCAAAUUGGAAGUGGAUAAAGAUAAAAUAUCUACAGAAUCUGACGGAGAUGUAAAAUUCCAUGAAAAUUUUUCUCAUAACUCCAAUCAAUUGUUAACACCUGAUGGAGUUAGUGCACCUCUUAAUCUUAAUUUACGAGCUCAAGGUGAUGGUAACAAUGAUGAAUCUACACAUUUUGAACAAUUUAAUAGCCGUCAAGAAAUAAUUGAUCGAGAGACAAAUACUGUAUAUGUUUGGAUUCCUUCCAAUAGCGAACAACUUUUGCAAAGUGAAUGAAUGGAUACUCACCAACUUAUUAAAUUCAAGAAUUAAUAUCUAAGAUCUAAGAUCUUCAGAUUUAUUGUAUAUUGUUGAAUUUUUGUAAGUGUGACUUAAUGAAGUCAGAAAUUUACUCUGUGGAAAAUUGAACUAAACAGUUUAAAAAAUUGUGGCUGUUACUAGUCUGAUACAAAAUUAUUUUGAUAAAUUUAAAUUACACAAUUUGAAUUUAAUUACUUCCAUUCAAAUAUAAAUCAGAUAAAAAAAUGUUUACAAGGUAAAUGAUCCAAAUUGACCCAUUAGAUUAUUGUAUAUUGAUAAAAUGUUGGGUCUAUGAAAAUUAAUUAUGUGUAAUAUAAAUUAACACAAUUUGUUGAAUAUUUAUUAAAAAUUGAAUUAUAGUACUUAUAUUAUUAACAA